UCUUUUCCUUAACUUACAUCUCCUUUCAUUUCAAUUUUUAUUGAUAUCUAUAUAUCUUACCUUGCUGUCGAAACGUACUUUAAUAUCAUUUUUUAUCAAUUAAUUAAACACUUUCAAAGCUUGACUUAGCUUGAAUGUGGUUAUUGAAUUCUUUUAUGCUCUCUUCCUUUUCCUAGUCUUAUUAGUAACCUACCUGCAUGAUACCUAUUCCACGCCGAGCAUAUACUAUCCUCCUUUGACAUCAUACCAAACUCCUAGCGCGUUUAAUCAGGUCGAGUAUCACAAGCACCAAACAAGCACCAAAUAGGCACCUACAGCUGAAGAGGGGGAGUUACUUGUACACCUAGGCACCAAAAUAACAAGCAACUUCCAAGACGGGACCAAGCAAAACGUCACCCACGUUUGGACUUUCCCGCUCUUGUCCUUGAACUCGCCCUCCCUAAUUAUAACUUAAUCCUCCCUAGUCUACUUACUCCGAAAUUCUUCCUUCUCUUCCACCAUGGUCCGUAUUAUACCUCAAAGACUAAAAACCAAAACUACGAACUCUACCGCCAAUUCCACCACCAAUAGUCGCAGCAGUAGUCCCAUGCCGCCGAAACUCGAUGCAAAUGUCUCGGAGGGUAGAAGAGAUACGGGUUUGGUCCUAAAGAUAGUUGUGCUUCGAGCGAGAAACUUAGCAGCAAAGGAUCGCGGAGGCACAUCUGAUCCGUAUCUCCAACUAACAUGCGGUGAAACUAAAUUCGUCACUCAUCAUGUUCCGAAAUCGCUAAACCCCGAUUGGAACGUUGUCUGCACCGUCCCUGUUACUGGUACCGACAAUUUACUCAUAGAUUGUAUCUGUUGGGAUAAGGAUAGGUUUGGUAAGGACUACCUCGGCGAGUUCGAUUUAGCCCUCGAGGAGAUCUUCUCCAACGAGAAGACCGAGCAAGAGCCGAAAUGGUAUCCUCUCAAGAGCAAGAAACGAGGAAGGAAGUCGAACUAUGUGUCCGGGGAGGUUUUACUUCAAUGCACGAUAUUUGAUUCGACAAACAAGGAUGCGACGGAUCCUCAGAUCUUAGAAAAGCUUCGUUCGCUUGCCACCGCUCUACCAGAAACCGCAUCCCGCAAUCCCACCCCCAAUAGAACUCCGACACUUGGCCCGACCUCUACACCCAAAUUAGAAUCAAACCCAUCGACCCAGUCGAGCAGGACCUCACCGGAAGGGUCUCAGGAUGACGAAGACGACGACGAGAUACUGGAUGAAGAUGAAGAGGGAGAUCCGAAUAAACCCGAGAAUAUCGAGAAGAGGAAGAGAAGGCUUAGGAUCAAGGGUUUGAAGCGUAAAAAGAGACAAAAUCCCUACGAAUUCAUCAAUGGAGGUAGUGAUGUGGUUGGCCUCAUCUUCCUCGAAAUCUGCAACAUCAAUGAUCUUCCUCCCGAAUCUAACUUUACGAAAACCAGUUUCGACAUGGACCCUUUCGUUGUUGCAUCUCUAGGAAAGAAGACGUAUCGUACACGGGUUGUUCGCCAUAACCUAAACCCUGUUUUCAAUGAGAAGAUGUUGUUCCAUGUCUUGGGUCACGAGCGGUCUUAUUCUUUUGCUUUCACCGUCAUAGAUCGCGACAAGAUCUCUGGGAACGACUUCAUUGCUUCGACUUCGUUUCCCUUACAGGAACUAAUCGAGAAGAGCCCUAAAGCCAAUCCGGAAACUGGUCUAUACGAGUUAAGAGAGCCAGCCGAGUAUGUUCGGGAAAAGAAAUCACGGCUCGCGAGGUUAGGCAUGUCGAGGUCAUCUUCUACCCAGAGUUUAUCCAAAGGCCGACCGGUAUUGCCAAAGAACUCUAGUGCGGCUUCGGCACUAUCUCAGGUUGAUGGACAGGCUGAUGCGAAGGUUGCUCCCACUUCCGCCCCGAACCCUACGCUAUUGACGCCGGAUCAAGCGCCUAGUCUAAACAAUGGGAACGGGAACGGUAAUGGUGAGGGCAACGACUAUGCUGACGAUCCUGAUUUUAAUGUCUUCACAAUUCCAUUGAAGAUGAAGAACUUGGAAAAGUGGGAAGCCAAGCAUAGCCCGAUGUUGACCUUCCGUGCCAAGUAUGUGCCAUAUACCGCCUUGAGGCAACAAUUCUGGCGCGCGAUGUUGCGACAAUAUGAUGCAGAUGAGAGUGGCGAGAUCAGCAAGGUUGAGUUAAGCACUAUGCUCGAUACACUCGGUUCUACUCUGCACGAAUCUACCAUCGACAGCUUUUUCAAAAGAUUCCCGCAUGAGGCGUCAAGCGGCGAGCAGGAAAUUACUAUGGACGAAGCCGUCAUCUGCUUAGAGGAUCAGUUAGACGCCAAGAAUAGGUCGCCUCCAGUAACUGAGAAGCUGAAGAAUCUGGUACCCGACACAGAAAAGGUGAAGAACUUCCUCGCCCCGUCAAGUCAAAGCAGCAGCGUCACACCUUCGGAGGAAGGAUCCUUCAUUCUUAGCUCAGAAGAUUCGAGCAUUCAAGGGACGCCGUCGGGAACUUCAACUAUCGCUGUUCCUGAUCUCAGCACGCCUGGAGAGGAAGGUGAUGCGUUGGAUAGAGAUGACCUCAACACCGAACGUGGUGAGGAACAUGUCGUUGAAAUUCGAGAAUGUCCAAUCUGCCACCAGCCUCGGCUCAAUAAGCGUAAAGAUGCGGAUAUCAUCACUCAUAUUGCUACGUGUGCCAGUCAGGACUGGCGCCAGGUUAAUUCACUGAUGAUGGGCGGGUUCGUCACAGCAAGCCAAGCGCAAAGAAAGUGGUACUCAAAAGUCAUGACGAAGAUUUCAUACGGUGGCUAUAAACUUGGCGCCAAUUCGGCCAACAUUCUCGUCCAGGACCGUCUGACGGGACAGAUCAACGAGGAGAAAAUGAGUGUUUAUGUACGUCUGGGAAUUCGAUUGCUAUACAAGGGCUUGAAGUCGAAAGAUAUGGAGAACAAGCGAAUCCGCAAGCUAUUGAAGAGCUUAAGUAUCAAGCAAGGCAAGAAAUACGAUGACCCCGCAUCGAAAUCUCAGAUCUUACCUUUUAUCGAGUUUCAUCGACUGGACAUGUCCGAGGUUCUUCAGCCAGUGGAGGAGUUCAAGAACUUCAACGAAUUCUUCUAUCGUGCUCUCAAGCCGAAUGCUCGGCCCUGCUCGGCCCCAGAUAACCCUCACAUUAUUGUAUCACCGGCGGACUGUCGAUCUGUUGUCUUCAAUACCAUCGAUUCAGCAACCAGCAUCUGGAUAAAGGGUCGCGAAUUUUCCGUGAAACGGUUACUUGGCGACGCAUAUCCCGAAGAUGCCAAACGCUACGAUAAUGGCGGACUAGGUAUCUUCCGAUUGGCUCCUCAGGAUUAUCAUCGGUUCCAUAUCCCCGUUGACGGCAUACUGCGUGAGCCGAAGCUCAUUGCUGGCGAGUACUAUACCGUCAAUCCUAUGGCUAUCCGAUCGGCGUUAGAUGUGUACGGCGAAAAUGUUCGUGUUCUUUGCCCUAUUGACACCGAACUGUUCGGUAGGGUAAUGGUGAUCUGUGUUGGCGCCAUGAUGGUUGGUAGCACAGUGAUUACCCGAAAGGAGGGAGAGCAAGUGAAACGAGCUGAGGAGCUUGGAUACUUCAAGUUUGGCGGCAGCACCAUUGUGACACUGUUUGAACCUGGAAAGAUGGUAUAUGACGCCGACUUGGUCGACAACUCGGCUAGUGCCCUGGAAACACUGAUCCGAGCAGGCAUGUCAGUCGGCCAUUCCCCGCAGGUGCCGCAAUUUGCGCCAGAUAUGCGCAAGGAUGAGAAAGAUGUCACAGAGGCGGAAAAGGCGGAAGCUCACCGUCGCAUCCGUGGUGGCGUUGAGGCUGCAGAUGAGGGGAACUUGCAUUAAUGCGAAACUGGUGGCGGGGUUAAGAGAUACAUUCACGAAUUGCAUUCUGACGGCGUUGUGCCAUUGAAGCGAUGACUCUUUUAAAAAAAGAGAAAUAGGAUUGUGGAUAAGGUACCUAGUUAAAUGAGGUUUAAGCAUAAGACCAGGAAGUCGAUUGCAUUUCUAUCAAUACGAUGGAUAUAGAAUAACUAGAAUAUGGAUCUAGGUGAGCGGGCGGCAUUAGUGUUUCUCGUUACCUGACUUCCUUAACUUGCCCUGACAUGCGAGAGAGAGGGGUUAAAUAGGCUUUCGAGAUAGAUUGUCACGGUGAUCCUACAUCGGACUCCUUCCCCGUCUCCUGCGUAAUUUUCUUCUCGAACGUAGGUACAUUCAUAGUCUGGCUGUAAGGAUCUAAUCUUCGACCGGACACCGUACGAUGUCUUACGGGUGUCUCUAGGACGACAAUAUCGGUGUGGAUAUGAAGGACGCU
This is a messenger RNA of Annulohypoxylon maeteangense, 4316 nucleotides long. RefSeq names its product phosphatidylserine decarboxylase-domain-containing protein. The record is from RefSeq and is a predicted model, not a curated record. Gene Ontology annotation, molecular function: calcium ion binding; phosphatidylserine decarboxylase activity. Gene Ontology annotation, biological process: phospholipid biosynthetic process. The transcript has 6 exons. NCBI's taxonomy places the organism in Eukaryota, Fungi, Ascomycota, Sordariomycetes, Xylariales, Hypoxylaceae. The coding region runs from base 500 to 3847 and encodes 1115 amino acids.